UUUUACACCGGAAAGCUAAGCACACUUCCGGUUUUUAACAAUGACGAUGGAUAUCCUCGAAAAUAACAUACUUUUGGCUGUUUUAGCUUUCUCAUGGCUGAUGUACGUUUGGGAGGAAUAUCUGGGAGCACGACAGAGACAUCUGUAUAGGACAGUGAAAUCUGUGCCAGCUAGUUUAGAAGGGGUUCUAGACCAGGAGACUUUUACUAAAGCCAGACUGUAUGGACUGGACAAGAGUUCAUUUGGUUGUUGGAGCUCACUGUAUUCACAAAUAGAAAGCACAUUGAUUCUGAUAUUUGGAGGAAUUCCAUUUAUGUGGAAAGUUUCAACAGAUUCCAUUGAAUAUUUUGGCUAUGGUCCAGAUUAUGAGAUACUACUGUCCAUAGUAUUUAUGUUGUAUGCCCAGUUGUACAGCACUAUUACAUCACAGCCAUGGGCAUUGUACAGUACUUUUGUAUUGGAAGAAAAACAUGGCUUCAAUAAACAGACCUUACCAUUUUACAUUAAAGACAGCAUAAAGAAGUUAGUUGUAGGUAUGGCCUUAGCAAUGCCUAUCACAGCUUUACUUAUCUACAUUAUAAAGAUUGGAGGGGACUACUUCUUUAUUUACUGUUGGUUGUUUAUAUUUGUUGUCUCUUUGGUAUUAAUCACUGUUUAUGCUGACUACAUAGCUCCACUUUUUGAUAAAUUUACUCCCUUACCUGAUGGAGAUCUGAGGUCCAGGAUAGAAGCUUUGGCUGCCAGCAUUGACUUCCCUUUAAAGAAACUUUUUGUUGUUGAAGGAUCUAAAAGAUCAGCUCACAGCAAUGCUUACUUCUAUGGUUUCUUUAAGAAUAAGAGGAUAGUAUUAUUCGAUACAUUGUUAGAAGAUUAUUCUCCAUUGAAUAAAGAGGAGGAAGAAAAGAAACCGCAGGAAAACACAGAAGGAAAAGAUGUACAAGAAGGAAAGACAGAAGAAAAGAAAGUGGAAGAAGAUACAGGGAAGAAAGGAGAGGGAGAUGAGAAGAAACAUAAGAAACAAGGCUGUAAUGAUGAUGAAAUUCUGGCUGUUCUAGGUCAUGAAUUAGGUCACUGGAAACUCAAUCACAAUCUAAAAAAUCUUAUAAUAAGUAAUGUCAAUACUUUUCUGUGUUUUAUGCUGUUUGCCAUGUUGUUUAAGAGAGAUGAUUUAUACCUUGCCUUUGGAUUUACCACCAAACCUAUUAUUAUUGGUCUCAUCAUUAUAUUCCAGUUUAUAUUCUCACCAUACCAUGUGAUUCUCAACUUUUUGAUGACAGUAAAUAGUAGAAGGUUUGAGUUCCAAGCAGAUGCAUUUGCUAAAUCAUUGAAGAUGGCCAAGGAAUUAAAAUCAUCUUUAAUCAAACUUAACAAAGACAAUCUAGGAUUCCCUGUCACUGAUUGGCUGUACUCUUCAUGGAACUACUCUCAUCCACCAUUACUAGAGAGACUGAAGGGAUUAGAGAAGUCAGAAUGACACGUUAAACAUUUAUAGAUGUGUAUGGGUCAAUCAAGUUGCUGGGUUACUGUCCGGUGAUGUGUACCCAUAUCUUGUUGAUAUAGACCUCUAUGUUUAAUGAUUCUACACUGAUAAGAAUUACAAUGUACUAAUAUGACAUGACAGAAUUCAUUCAAAGAUUUGAAUAGAAAUUCACUAAUUAGUUUGUACUCUUUUGUAUUGUCAGAACUCUUUUUGAUUUUUAAAACCGUGUUUUCAGAGAAAACCUGUAUAAUGUAUAUAUGUCAUGUAUGUAAGUGGUGAAGUCUAAUAAAUGUAAAAAAUUA
This is a messenger RNA of Mytilus trossulus (common blue mussel), 1782 nucleotides long. RefSeq names its product CAAX prenyl protease 1 homolog. Gene Ontology annotation, cellular component: endoplasmic reticulum membrane. Gene Ontology annotation, molecular function: metalloendopeptidase activity. Bases 41 to 1474 code for a protein of 477 amino acids. The transcript is spliced from 10 exons. The record is from RefSeq and is a predicted model, not a curated record. NCBI's taxonomy places the organism in Eukaryota, Metazoa, Mollusca, Bivalvia, Mytilida, Mytilidae. Gene Ontology annotation, biological process: CAAX-box protein processing.